AUGCAAAAGAUACAGGCUCAACAACAACCGUUGUUUCAGAAGAAGACUCUUCAAAGACGAAACAUGAAACACUUGAGACUUAACGAUGCAAGUUUGAAAAUGCCAUUACCAUCGAUACCGGAUAAAUCUACUAUUAAUAUUUCGAAUAAUGAAAAUAAUAGUCAUGAGGCAAAUGAAACUGGGCAUGUUGUAGAACUAAAAUUACCAAAUAGUAUUGAUAAUGAUGAUGAUAAUAUCGCCAACAAUAUUAGUAUUAGUAUUAACAAAGUUGACAACUUUAAGAGUAAUGACGGUGAUGUGAGGACGACCAAUAAUAAAGAUAAUAAUAAUAAUGAUAAUGAGAAUAAAAAUCACAAUAAUAAUUUUUCACUGCGAAGAAACUUCAAACGAAAUUUAACCUUGGAUAUAUCAUCAAAUGAUAAUAACAGAAUAAAUAUAAGCGGUAACAAUGUCAUAAUACAAAAGAAUGAAAUCAUUGAUCCAAUUUCUUCUAGCAGUUCUACAAAUGAUAAUUCUUCUAUAACGACUCCAGAAGAAAAAGUAUCGAAUUUGAAAAAUUCCUUACUACUACAUCAAAAGGAUAUUAAUGACAACAAAAUCGAACUACAGAAUUUAGUUCAACUGGGGAAAAUAGGUUCAGGUAACUCAGGUACAGUUAUAAAGGCAUUGCAUGUACCAGAUUCAAGAAUUAUUGCUAAGAAAACGAUACCCGUAGAGACAAAUAAUGAAUUAGUAAUAAAUCAAUUGUUAAGAGAAUUAACGAUUAUGAGAAGUGUAAAGGCUCAUCCAAAUAUAGUUGAAUUUUAUGGUGCAUAUUAUGAUCAGUCAUCGAAUAAUGAAUUGGUCAUUCUAUUAGAAUAUAUGAACUGUGGUUCGUUAGAUAAAAUACUAUCAGUACACAAAGCUUUUUGUCAAAGGAAUAAAGCAUCUCCUGAUAAAUCAUGGUUUAAUGAAUUGGCGAUUUCUAAGAUAUCGUAUGCAGUUCUAACCUCACUUUCUUACCUAUACAAGAAUUAUAAAAUUAUUCAUAGAGACAUUAAACCAUCUAAUGUUCUGAUUAACAGUAAAGGACAGGUGAAAAUAUGUGAUUUUGGUGUAUCAAAGAAAAUGGUUAAUUCAAUAGCUGACACUUUUGUCGGUACCUCUACAUACAUGUCACCAGAACGUAUUCAAGGUAAUGUAUACUCCACAAAGGGUGACGUUUGGUCAUUGGGUUUGAUGAUUAUAGAAUUAGUUACUGGUGAAUUCCCAUUAGGUGGUAUUAACGAUACUCCAGAUGGUAUAUUAGAUUUACUACAGAGAAUUGUUAAUGAACCAUCUCCAAGGUUGCCAUCGAAUUUGGAUGAAACUAGGUAUAAAAGGGAAAUCACCGAUUUUGUGAAUAGAUGCUGUGUUAAAAAUGAAAGAGAAAGAUCAUCGAUAGAAGAAUUGUUAUGUCAUGAUUUUGUUACUAAGUAUUCAUCAGCAGAAAAUGAUAAAGAAUUUAAACAUUGGUGUAAAAAAAUGAAGAAUUACAUAAAAUCAGAGAAGCAAUUGAAGAAAGAAGAAACCGAGAGGAUGAAGUUUGAGAAGAAACAAUUAGAACGUUCUGCUGCAGCUGCAGUAUCAAAGAGGUGA
Molecule: messenger RNA, 1617 nt
Organism: Vanderwaltozyma polyspora DSM 70294
Lineage: Eukaryota; Fungi; Ascomycota; Saccharomycetes; Saccharomycetales; Saccharomycetaceae
Gene: STE7
Product: mitogen-activated protein kinase kinase STE7
Exons: 1
Coding region: 1-1617 (538 amino acids)
Biological process (GO): protein phosphorylation; MAPK cascade
Molecular function (GO): ATP binding; MAP kinase kinase activity
Source: RefSeq, a predicted model, not a curated record